This is a messenger RNA of Acyrthosiphon pisum (pea aphid), 921 nucleotides long. RefSeq lists its product as uncharacterized. NCBI's taxonomy places the organism in Eukaryota, Metazoa, Arthropoda, Insecta, Hemiptera, Aphididae. The transcript has 3 exons. The record is from RefSeq and is a predicted model, not a curated record. The coding region runs from base 1 to 921 and encodes 306 amino acids.
AUGGCAAUGAAACUUAUUGCUGAAUAUGAUCCCUUUUUAUCAAAACAUAUAUUAAAUUAUGGAAAUCCGGGUAAAGAAAAUACAUCCUAUAUGUCAUUUUUUACUUAUGAACAGUUUAUUAAAAUUAUGGCUGAAAAAGUAAUAUGUACCAUAGUAGAAGAAUUAAAAUCUUCAACAUAUUAUUCGAUUAGCGUUGAUUCAACACCUGAUAUAUCAAAUGUUGAUCAGUUAUCAUUUGUCAUAAGAUAUGUAAAUAGUAUUGGAGAACCUGUUGAACGGUUUUUGGGAGGUCAAUCAUAUGAUAAUGCCGCGAAUAUGUCUGGUGCCUAUUCAGGAGUGCAAACUCGAAUUAAGUUAGUAGCACCACUAGCUGAUUUUGUUCCAUGUUCCGCUCACUCAUUAAAUCUUAUUGGAUUGUAUGCAGCCAGUUGUUGUAGUGUUGCAAAUAAUUAUUUUUUAUUUGGACUUUCAGUAACAAGAUGGUCUGCUAGAAAUGAUGCAUGUCAGAGUCUUAAUAAAAAUUGGACAGCUGUAAAAAAUGCAUUGCAGGAGCUAGUAGAUUCUGAUAAUGAAAAACCGCUUACACGUAGUGAAGCCAGUGGAUUGUUACGGAAUAUGAAUAAAUUAGAAACUGCAUUUAUGACAUCGCUAUGGUGUGAUAUUCUUCAAGCAUUUAAUAAUGUAAGUAAAAAAUUGCAAUCUAUUAAAAUAGAUAUCAGUUGUGUUGUUGGAUUGUAUAAUACACUGAUAGAAUAUAUCAAAACAUUACGAACAAUGUUCAACACCUAUGAAAAAUUGGCUCAAGAUAAAUUUGAAGAAAAUGUUCCUCAGUUCGAAACAAAAAAUAGAAAAAGAAAAAACAAAUUGAUGAAUCUAAUGAACCGGAUACUGUGUUUAGUGGCUAUCAACACUUUAAAAUAA